AUGGACAAUGUUCUUUCAUUGUCGGCAAAGUACUCAACACCGAAGAUGCACACCAGGUUGAGAGGGCUCAGUAGGGGGCGAUGCGCGCUGGACAUGGAAGCGACGCGCAUCGACAUCGAGCUCGCACUCGAGGAUCUCAAGAAACCUUCCGGAAAGGAGGUGGAAGGAGCAGGAGCGAGCACGAGGGAGGUAGAGAUCAUCCUCCUCUCCGUCGCCUCCGCCCUGCAUGUAGCGGAAGACAUGGACCAGACGUUCGAGCAUCUCAUCCUCCAGUGCGACAAGAAACGAGAUCGCUCCCUCUUCCUCCGCUCCACUCUCGCUGCUGCCAUCGGGAGGGUGAGGAGGAGCAUAGCAGCGCUGGAGGGCGCGGCGAGCGCAGAGCAGCUACUCAACGGUGGGAACAUGCUGAUGGUAACGCUAGAGAGCCUGUCCUCCUGCGGAGACUUCGAGGAGAUGAACGAGUUUGUGAGUACCGUCAGACUCCCCAAGACCCCGUCGAGCUUCGACCCCCAUCACUGGAUGCAAGUAGGAGCAGCAGCUGCGAGGAAAUCGCUCGAGACGUCCCUGAUGCUCAUCGAAUAUCUUCCUCAGGCAAAGAACCUCAUCGGCUCCGCCUCCCGCGGUUUCUUCGCCGUCUUCUCAUCUACCUUCUCUGCUACCAAGAGCUUUGUACGGGACCACCUCGAAGAACCUGCGAGGGAGAUCUACAAGGAGCUGUUUUAUCCUCACGGGGAUGGGCUGAAUGCCUGGCGGCACCAGGCUCAGAUCUCCAGAGAGUCGCUCGAGCGGAUGAUUCAUACGUUCAGUAGCAAGCUCGGAAAUGUCAAGUUGCAGAGAAUGGAUUCAAACGCUGGCCUUGACCUUGUUGCAAGGAUCUAUGAAGAACAGAUGAUGAUGAUGGAGAUGAUGAUGAUGGAGAUGAUGAUGAUGGAGGUGAUGAUUAUGGAAAUGAUGAUGAUGGAGGUGAUGAUUAUGGAAAUGAUGAUGAUGACGAUGAUGAUGAUGCCGAUGAUGACGACGACGACGACGAUGAUAGUGGUGGUGGUGAUGAUGGGGACAACUUUUGUGUAUGUGGUUCAGUGA
Molecule: messenger RNA, 1083 nt
Organism: Guillardia theta CCMP2712
Lineage: Eukaryota; Cryptophyceae; Pyrenomonadales; Geminigeraceae
Exons: 7
Coding region: 1-1083 (360 amino acids)
Source: RefSeq, a predicted model, not a curated record